AUGGCUGAUUAUCUUCUUUCACAACGCGCGAGCCAACAGGUUGGAGAGAAAUGGGUAUAUAAUCUCAUUCAACGUCGCCCAGAGAUCGAAUCAAAAUUUUCACGGAAAUAUAACUACGAGCGUGCUAAAUGCGAAGAUCCGAAGAUAAUCCAAGAAUAUUUUGAUCGCACUGGCUUUGCUAUGGGAUUCUGUGUGACUGCAAAGGUUAUCACUGGAAGUGAUCGAUAUGCUCGGCCGAAGCUAUUACAGCCUGGUAAUCGAGGAUGGGUAACUGCAAUUGAAGCAGUUGGUUCGAUUGAAUGGGCCUUGCCUUCGUACGCCAUUUUCAAGGCAAAGAAAUACACUCGAUUAGGCUGGUUGAGGAUCUCAAUGUUAGCGAUAAUGGAUGGACAACAGAUAAGAUUGGAUUAG
This is a messenger RNA of Talaromyces stipitatus ATCC 10500, 411 nucleotides long. RefSeq lists its product as uncharacterized. The transcript has 2 exons. Bases 1 to 411 code for a protein of 136 amino acids. The record is from RefSeq and is a predicted model, not a curated record. Lineage: Eukaryota; Fungi; Ascomycota; Eurotiomycetes; Eurotiales; Trichocomaceae.